Molecule: messenger RNA, 1359 nt
Organism: Mollisia scopiformis
Lineage: Eukaryota; Fungi; Ascomycota; Leotiomycetes; Helotiales; Mollisiaceae
Product: MFS general substrate transporter
Exons: 4
Coding region: 1-1359 (452 amino acids)
Biological process (GO): transmembrane transport
Cellular component (GO): membrane
Molecular function (GO): transmembrane transporter activity
Source: RefSeq, a predicted model, not a curated record
AUGCACGCCAUACCCGUGUCUCAAUCGCUACCUGAGACUUUGGAUCCCAACAUAUUCUCAAGCCCCUCAAGUCCAAAGGUCGGAAGUGAACCUCAAGGUCACAUCACAGAGCAGGUGCAAACAAUUUGGAAUCCUUAUAAAAACAGAUACCGAGUUCUAGCAUCUUGCAUUCUAUCAUUUGCCAACGGGAUGAAUGACUCAGCGCCUGGUGCUCUGAUCGCGAGUCUCGAGAGGGAUUACAACAUCGCAUACGGUACCGUCUCGAUCAUUUUCGUGUGCAAUGCGCUUGGUUUUAUAGCCGCUGCCUUCUUCAUCAGCACUCUUUCAACUAGAAUCGGACGAGCAAAAUCUCUGAUGAUCUCCGAAGCCCUGUUGAUGAUUGGGUAUACGGCAAUUGUGACUACCCCGCCAUUUGGAGUUGUCGCAGCGUCUUUCUUCGUGACAGGAGUGGGCAUGGCCAUGAAUCUUGCGAUAUGUCAAGUAUUUUGUGCGAACCUCGCAAAUAAUACGGCUUUGGUGGGUGCGUAUCAAGGAGCUUACGGAAUUGGUGGAAUUUUUGGUCCCUUGAUUGCCACGGCGCUCGUCUCCAGAGGUUCAAAGUGGUCUCGGUUUUAUAUUAUUGAGUUGUGCCUUGCUGCGUUGAAUUUCGGGAUCGCUCCUCGGACAUUCUGGAAGUACGAGCAAGAGUCGAAAUCUCUUCUACCACAGCCUGCCAGCGAGCAGCAAGACCGGGAGAGAGGUACGGUCAAGCGUAAUGAUAGGACGAAAAGGCAGUGGCAAUCAUUCAAGACGUUGAUGUCCAACAAACCAACAGUUCUUGGAGCCCUAUUCAUUUUUGCUUACCAGGGAUCUGAGGUUGCGAUUUCGGGGUGGAUCAUUUCUUUCUUGGUGCAAUUUAGACAUGGAGACCCGAGUAAAGUCGGCUUUGUGACUUCUGGGUUUUGGGCUGGGAUCACUCUAGGACGAUUUACGCUUUCCUUCCUGGCGCAUCGAAUAGGCGAGCGUACAUUCGUAUUCUUCGUUACUGUUGGCGCACUCAUUCUCGAGCUCCUCAUUUGGUUCGUGCCUUCGAUUCCAGGUGACUCCGUCGCUGUUGCGUUCUCGGGUCUUCUCUUGGGACCGGUGUACCCAUGCGCAGUCCACGUUUUCCAACGCCUCAUUCCACGGAAGAUGCAAAUAUCGUCUUUGUCUUUGAUCGGCUCCGUUGGAAGUUCUGGAGGAGCUGUGGCACCAUUUAUGACGGGUAUGUUGGCGCAGCAUGUGGGGACCUUUGUGCUGCAUCCUAUAUGUAUUGGUCUUUUCGUUUGUAUGGGGAUUAGUUGGUUCUUGCUGCCGAAGGCAGAGAGGAGGGACGAGUAA